UCGGGGAGGAGCAGCCCUGCACAGCCAGACUGAGCACCGAGAGAGAGAGCAGAAACAAAGAGAAGGACUCGGAGACAGAGAGCCCCUGGAUAGGGUGGAGGCAGGAUCCGGGGUGUCUGCCCCCUCCACCCGAGCUGCAGGCAAAUACCCCACCCUGGGGUAGACAGCACCCCCGGACCGGAUGGAGAUGUAUUGUCUCCUGCUUGUUCUAAAAAGAAUGCACAAUUCGAUGAAAUCCAGAUGCAGAGAUGAGUGCUUGGCUUUCUCAGCCUUCUGAAAAGCAUUUCUCUUAGAUGUAGGCAAAAUAUUGCCGUUACAGCUAAAGACUUCGAUCUCUUAAGUACCUCUUCGUGAAAUCCAGGGGAACCGUGUAGAAUUUUUACAUGAGGAAUACCUUAAAAAGUGAUGUUUUACUGGAAUCAUUGAAUGCACACUGCAUUCCACUGCUGUUUCAUGUUUAGGAUAUGUCACUACUGGAAUUUAGGUCCCUGUUUGGCCCCAAGCAUUAUUUGGCUUCAAAUGCAAAGCAAGAAUCAAAAUAUUUGGUGAGCUCUCAAUUUCAAGAGGAGUAGCCACAAUGGCUCAGACCAGUUUGCUUCAAGGAAAACCUUUCUACUGCAGGGAAUGGAUUUUCCACAAGCUUCAGCAUUGUAUGCAGGAAAAAGCAAACUGCAGCACCUCUUCUGCAAACAAACUUGUUCUUGUGGCAAAUUCUGGGAGCAAUGGCGGCAACACAGGAAAAGGGUCAGCUUGGGGUUUAUUGUUUGUUGGCGGCCCAGGUAGCGGAAAGACGGCUCUUUGUACAGAGUUGCUGUGGCCUAGUUCCCCUGCAGGUUUGCAAAGAGGUCUACAUCGGCAGGUUCUGGCGUUUCAUUUUUGCAAGGCCCAAGACACGGACACCCUUUGCGUUGGAAGCUUUAUCAGGUCAUUAAUUGAUCAGAUUAGUCGGAGUGGACUGAUGCCAGGCUAUGAGGAGAAAUUGAGUGAUCCUUCUGUGCAGAGUUUUCUACAGUCUGGGGAAUGUGAACGUAAUCCAUCAGAAGCCUUUAAAAGGUGUGUUCUUCUUCCUCUUUUGGCUAUGAAGUCACCUUCCCAAAGUCUCCUCUUGGUUGUUGAUUCAGUGGAUGAAGGCUGCAAUGUUGCUGAAGGGGAACACCGGCCCUCUGGCCUAUCGGGGACAAUAGCUGACCUUUUGGCAAGUCAUCAUGAGUUUUUUCCUCCAUGGCUACUCCUCAUCUGUUCAGCUCGCAAACAAAGUCGAACGGUCACUAAAAUGUUUACAGGUUUUCGAAAAAUAAGUUUGGAUGAUCUACGCAAGGCUUACAUAGUAAAAGAUGUGCAGCAAUAUAUUCUUCAUCGCUUGGACCAAGAAGAAGCGUUGAGACAACACUUGACAAAGGAGACUGCAGAGAUGUUAAACCAACUCCACAUCAAAAGCAGUGGGUGCUUUCUCUACUUGGAGCGUGUUUUAGAUGGAGUCGUGGAAAACUUCAUCAUGCUUCGAGAGAUCCGUGAUAUUCCUGGAACUUUAAAUGGCUUAUACCUCUGGCUUUGUCAAAGACUUUUUGUUAGAAAGCAGUUUGCAAAAGUCCAGCCAAUAUUAAAUGUUAUUCUUGCCGCUUGUAGGCCUCUAACAACCAUUGAACUUUUCCAUGCAGUUUGGACAAAAAAUAUGUCAUUAACAAUGGAAGAUUUCCAGCGGAAAUUGGAUGUCCUAUCAAAAGUCCUAGUUGAAGGGUCUGGGAAUACAAAAAUGUUAUUCCAUUAUAGUUUUGCUGAAUGGUUGCUUGAUGUGAAACAUUGCACUCAAAAAUAUCUAUGUAAUGCAGCUGAGGGCCAUCGAAUGCUUGCAAUGAGUCAUACCUGUCGGGCAAAGGAGCUGACCCCAGUUGAAGUACAGGAGUUUGCUUUACAUUUAAUACAUUCAAAUUUGCAACUAACAAAUUCGGAACUAGCCUUGUGGAUGAUCUGGAAUGGAACAUGUGUCAAAGACUCAUUGUGUACUGUAAUACCAAAGGAGCAAGAGGUGCUACAACUGCUAGUAAAAGCGGGUGCUCAUGUCGAUAGUGAAGAUGAUAGAACAUGUUGCAUUGUACGACAAGCUUUAGAAAGGGAAGAUUCAAUUCGCACAUUGCUGGAUAAUGGAGCAUCAGUUAAUCAAUGUGAUUCCAAUGGAAGAACUUUAUUGGCAAAUGCCGCUUACAGUGGCAAUCUUGAUGUUACCAAUUUGCUUGUGUCAAGAGGGUCUGAUCUUGAAAUAGAAGAUACCAAUGGACAGACUGCACUUACUCUAGCUGCUCGCCAAGGACACGUAAAGGUGGUGAAUUGCUUAAUUGGGUGUGGUACAAAUAUAAAUCAUUGUGAUCAUGAUGGGUGGACAGCCUUAAGAUCUGCAGCGUGGGGUGGGCACACUGAAGUAGUAUCUGCUCUUUUGUAUGCGGGUGCGAAAGUGGAUUGUGCAGAUGCAGAUAGUCGAACAGCUCUAAGAGCUGCAGCAUGGGGAGGGCAUGAAGAUAUAGUGCUGAAUUUGCUACAACAUGGAGCAGAAGUCAAUAAAGCUGACAAUGAAGGAAGAACUGCUUUGAUUGCAGCUGCAUACAUGGGGCAUAGAGAAAUUGUAGAGCAUCUUUUAUGUCAUGGUGCUGAAGUUAACCAUGAAGAUGUGGAUGGAAGAACAGCUUUAUCAGUUGCAGCACUUUGUGUACCUGCAAGCAAGGGACACGCAUCUGUAGUUAGCCUUCUCAUUGAAAGGGGUGCGGAAGUAGAUCACUGUGAUAAGGAUGUAAUGACUCCUCUACUUGUUGCUGCAUAUGAAGGACAUGUAGAUGUAGUCGAUCUGCUUUUAGAAGGUGGUGCUGAUGUGGAUCAUACUGAUAAUAAUGGACGUACCCCUCUGCUUGCUGCAGCAUCUAUGGGACAUGCAUCAGUUGUAAAUACACUUCUUUUUUGGGGUGCAGCUGUUGAUAGCAUUGAUAGUGAAGGCAGAACAGUUCUUAGUAUAGCCUCAGCCCAAGGGAAUGUUGAAGUUGUGCGAACCCUUCUUGACAGAGGCUUAGAUGAAAAUCACCGGGAUGAUGCUGGAUGGACUCCUCUGCACAUGGCCUCUUUUGAGGGACACCGAUUAAUAUGUGCAGCAUUAAUUGAACAAGGUGCUAGAACAAAUGAAAUUGAUAAUGAUGGACGUAUACCUUUAAUACUGGCUGCACAAGAAGGACACUAUGAUUGUGUACAAAUAUUGUUGGAGAAUAAAUCUGUAGUUGAUCAAAAGGGUUAUGAUGGUCGAAAUGCUGUUCGUGUUGCAUCUUUGGAAGGACACAGAGACAUAGUUGAAUUGCUUUUUACUAAUGGUGCAGACAUUAAUGCUAAGGAUGCUGAUGGACGACCAACCCUUUAUAUAUUGUCACUGGAAAACCAGCUCACAAUGGCUGAAUAUUUUUUAGAAAAUGGUGCAAACGUAGAAGCUAGUGAUACCGAAGGAAGAACUGCUCUCCAUGUUUCCUGCUGGCAGGGACAUUUGGAGAUGGUUCAAUCUCUUAUAUCAUAUCGAGCCGAUGUCAAUGCAUCAGACAAUGAGAAGCGAUCUGCCUUACAGUCCGCUGCUUGGCAAGGUCAUGUAAAAGUGGUACAACUGUUAAUCGACCAAGGAGCACUUGUUGACCAUACUUGUAACCAAGGUGCUACUGCACUGUGUAUUGCAGCACAGGAAGGUCACACAGAUGUUGUCCAAGUUUUGUUGGAGCAUGGAGCAGAUCCAAAUCAUGCUGAUCAAUUUGGACGAACCGCUAUGAGAGUAGCAGCAAAAAAUGGACACACUCAAAUAAUCAAACUCCUUGACAAAUAUGGAGCCACAACACUAAAUGGAUGCAAUCCAUCCCCUGUUCAUACCAUGGAGCAAAAGGCCUUAAAUCCAUCCUCGACAAAAGUACAGUCUUUAACAAUUAAAUCUAACAGUUCAUCUAGUACAGGUGGUGGUGAUGUGCAUCCUACAAUGCGUGGCAUGUGUAAUGGACCUUCACAUGCUUUUAGCUCUCCUUCAGAAUCUCCAGAUUCGACAGUGGAUCGACACAAGUCAUCACUAUCAAAUAAUUCCUUGAAGAGUUCAAAAAAUUCUUCACUUCGCACAACGUCUUCUACAGCAACAGCUCAAACCGUGCCUAUCGAUAGUUUCCAUUGCCUUUCUUUUACCGAACAAAUUCAGCAGCACUCGUUACCACGUAGUAGAAGCAGACAGUCUGUAGUUUCUCCUACUUCUACAACACAUUCUUUGGGACAAAAUAAUUCACCAACAAGUGAAUUUGAAUGGAGCCAAGUUAAACCUAGUUUAAAAUCCACAAAGUCAAAUAAAGGAGGUAAAGGAGAAACCUCAAACAAAUCAGGCUCUGUAGGAAAGAAAACAAAACCGAAUAGUUGUUCUCAGCCUAAAGUAUUGGAGUAUGAAAUGACUCAGUUUGACAAAAGAGUACAUGUGCCAAGUCCUGUAACUGGGGUGAAUGUACCACUAAAACAGGUCCCAGUUGACACUGCAUCUAAAAUACAAAUCCCAUCUGUGCAACAAGAGGUUGGCCGCUCUCAACAACAAUUUCUGAUUCAACAACAAAGUGCCGAACAGAAGAAAAGAAAUGGCAUAAUGACAAAUCCUAAUUAUCACCUUCAAGGAAACCAAGUUUUUCUUGGUAGAGUUUCUGUGCCACGUGCAGUGCAAGGCCGCGGACAUCAGGAUGUCUUGGAAGGCUACCCUUCAACAGAAACAGAGUUAGGCCUUAAACAGUCAUUGAAACUUCAAAUUGAAGGAUCUGACCCUAGCUUUAACUACAAAAAGGAAACCCCACUAUAACUGGUUUAAGAAGCACAAAAAUAUAAUAUACUGAAAAAUGUCAUCCAUCAUCGCAAAAGCAUAAAUAAUUUAGAUCUUCAAAGAAAACAUGUAUUUGGAAACUUCUAAAGGAAAACUGACUUGAAAAUUGCUUUAAUGUGCCUAGUUGUAGGCUACUUUGUUAAACAUGUGUGCUUAAAAUGUACUGUGCACAGAAAUGCACUUUGUGACUGCAGGCAGCCCCCCCCCCCCCCCCCCCCCCCUCCCCCUCCAGAAACACUAGUUCUACACUCAGAUUUAACUCCGACUCAGAAUCACGCAUAUAAAUGCCUUUGCAGUGAAUUUGACAUAUUUUCCUUUUCUUAUUUCUAUCGGUUUAUGUAAAAAUCCAGGCACUAGGGAUGCUUUUAAUAGUAAAGUUAUUGGUUAAUAAUGUACCUGUUGCUUCUGCAAUGUUUAGUUGUUUUGCCUUAAAAAUACAUCAUAGAUCUAAUCUGUGGUGCAUUGUUUUUUAAUUCCUGGGUCAGAUCAAAACGUGGUCCUCAUGCCUUUUGAUGGGCUCCCAACGGUUUUAACGGGCACAUUGUAUUCCCUGGGCCCCUGGCACUUGACCUACAUAGCAUGGUUUACUGUACCCAAAGUAGACCCAAAAACAUUUCUUUGUAGUCAAUGUCUAUGAGCUAAUUGCAGUUGAAGAUUGCGUUGCAAGGCUAGUGCCUUGUACACAUUUUGGUUUACUGUCAAAAAUGGUUAAGAACCUCUGACCUGGUCUAUAACCCCAGUCAGUGAGACAUCUUGAUUUGAUGUUUGACAUCCCUGCUGUAAAUCUUACCUAGAUAAAAUGUUACUGCCACUUAUACAGCAACAAGUGGAAUCUUUCAUUUGGGGGGAAAA
Messenger RNA from Pelobates fuscus (common spadefoot toad), 5707 nucleotides. It is a transcript of the gene ANKRD50, whose product is annotated as ankyrin repeat domain containing 50. The record is from RefSeq and is a predicted model, not a curated record. Gene Ontology annotation, biological process: regulation of cardiac muscle contraction; protein localization to T-tubule. Gene Ontology annotation, molecular function: protein binding. The transcript is spliced from 5 exons. NCBI's taxonomy places the organism in Eukaryota, Metazoa, Chordata, Amphibia, Anura, Pelobatidae. Gene Ontology annotation, cellular component: T-tubule. Bases 578 to 4834 code for a protein of 1418 amino acids.